UGAACACUAGUUAAAGUACUUCCUCUUUUCUUUUUUAAAUAAAAGGACAAAAUAGUCCAUAACUUCUUUUACGUAUAUAUUCACAAACACACCUUCUCUUUCCUUCUUCUGCCCUUUUCUCCUUUCAAUUCCCCAUCUUCUUCAAUUCGAUUUAGGCAUCCAAAUCUGAGCAAUUUUUCAUUAGAAUAAAAAAUUUGGGCUGCAAUGAAACUCUAUUCGUUAAUCUUAUUGUGUUGUAUCUUUCUGUUGAGUUCGAUGUACAUCGGUAAAGCUGAAGUGAUUACCCUUACAGGCGAUACGUUUAAUGAUAAGAUAAACGAGAAGGACACGGCAUGGUUUGUCAAAUUUUGUGUUCCAUGGUGUAAGCACUGCAAGAACCUGGGAACACUUUGGGAUGAUUUAGGGAAAACAAUGGAAGGGGAGGAUGAGAUAGAGGUGGGACAAGUUGAUUGUGGUACAGAUAAGCCAGUGUGUAACAAAGUUGAUAUCCAUUCAUACCCUACAUUCAAACUCUUCUACAAUGGAGAAGAGGUCGCAAAGUACCAAGGAACGAGGGAUAUUGAAUCGUUGAAAAAUUUUGCACUAGAAGAAGCAGAGAAAGCAGCCACAAAAGCUGAAGCAGAUGAUGAUAAAGAGUUAUAACUUGCUGUCAGGUAACAAGUGCAUUUUUGCUACGUUUCACCGGAGGGAGUGUUUCCUAAGCAAAAUCUGGAGAAAAGUCGAACGAACGGAUGAAGACUGCCAUCGAGUCUUCAUUUAUAGUGGCACUAGAUUGACGAUGACCUAUUUCCCUCCUAGUUUUUUUGUCUAGGUUUUUUGUUAAUUUGAAUACACUGGCAUUGUCAAACGAAAUCGGCAUUAAAUUUGUUGAAUGACUAAUGUAAACUUUGAAGAAACUCAAAAGGAAAAGGGGAUAUUGCAAAGAUGUUAGACAUGAAA
Molecule: messenger RNA, 939 nt
Organism: Capsicum annuum
Lineage: Eukaryota; Viridiplantae; Streptophyta; Magnoliopsida; Solanales; Solanaceae
Product: protein disulfide-isomerase 5-1
Exons: 5
Coding region: 205-642 (145 amino acids)
Biological process (GO): protein folding
Cellular component (GO): endoplasmic reticulum
Molecular function (GO): protein disulfide isomerase activity
Source: RefSeq, a predicted model, not a curated record